CAUGUCGAGCCUGUCUUAUAUUCACCGGAUCCAUAUAUGACACUUCAAUGUUCCCUUCUCCGCCUCCUUCCUGGCGGCACCCCCAAGGUAAUAUCCAAGUUUGACUGCUGCGAUACCCGUACCCUUUUGUAACUGGGCGGAAAGUGAGGGAUCCGCAAAGUGGGCUUUCGAUGAUUCCAAAUUGCGGUGGGAAAAAGCUGCAGUGCUCGGGUACAGUACGGUACCCGAGUACUAGUACUCGAGUACAGUACCGGUACUCUAGCUCGGGCAUUUGUACUACGGACGGAUCCAAGGAAUCCCCUGUCCGAUUCCCCGGAGAGCUCUCCGUGUGGGUCUGUUUCAGGUUACUUACUGUACAGUACGAGUACAUUAGCUGAUGCUAAUCUGGUCUGGUCGGGUACGGGCACUUGUACGGUACUGAGUACAGUACUGUACGAGUACAAGUACUGGUACUCGUACUGUAGAAAAUUCAAGAUUCGAGAGCCGCGGCUCAGAUGGGGGAAAUCCGAAGCUUCCCUUAUUGGUCUCCCAUAAUAAGGGGGGUUUAAGGGAACGAAGGCCCAAAGGGAAGUCCAGAAAGGGGUGAUCGCUUGUGGUCUCUCAACUGCCCUGGGCGGUCAGUCGGUUCACAUAGUGUCACUCGAUAAGUUUUUGUCCUAACAGAGGGCAGGUUGGAGCACAAUACUCGAGUACAGAUUACCGGGCGCGCUGCGGUGGAAAGGCGAGGAACCCGCUGCAGAACCUCGAAUACCGGUAACUUGGGACCAGCCCCAUGCACGCAUGUACUCGAGUACUCGAGUAUUCCUCCCCCCCUCCCCAGUCGUAAUCUGUGAAGAAUCUAUGCAGCACGGAUGGCCCGUCGAAUUUCGGCAUAACCCAGAACAUGCCUAUCCGAUUCCUGUUCUCCCAUUCAAAACAGUGAAACAUUGUUUCGUUGAUCCCUCGGGCCGUUCUCGCCGCUUUGAAUUUGAAGGUUUCGUGCUGGUGAGUUUGGUCCGUGGGGGUGGUGCCAAAGGAAAGGCGAGCCAGGAACUCGCCCAUGUUGCAUGCGCCGGGAACAAACGUGAUACCGGUACCGGUACAGCGACGCAUGAAUUGAGUGAAGCGGUUAUGAAACGGAAUGUGUGUGAACCUUUGGGCCAAAUGAGGAACAAAAAGGGCGCAUAUGAUGGUAUUGGGAAGGUUGGGAAUGGCGCUGGGGCCGGCAACGAGCAAAUGGAGGAGCUUGGCUUAGGGCAGGACCUGAGGGUAUAUUUUUUUCCCGUACAAAACAGACCGGAUGAUCACUUUCCGAGUGAUGGAUUGCGUAGAAAUGCGGAAUCUACUCUUCAUUGGGUAUUUAGUAUACACUCAACAAUGGUGGGGGUGCCAUUUAAGGUCUGUUAUUCGAAAUAAUGUUCUGGUGUAUUUGUUUAGGCUUGUUUUGCUGAAGGUGUGGGAUUUGCAGCAUCGGCAGUCGUGUAGGGCCGCUGUUCCGUAUGAUAAACCUCUCACCGAUGCGUACGGUCUACCAAGCUUCUUUGCUUGUACUAGUACUUGCAAACACCUAUUGAGGAGAGGAAGCAUAUUAUCUCUCUACGUCGACCGACCUUGGAGGCUGGAGAAGGUCCUACUGUCAAGAGAGAGCUAUCAUAGUCAUAAUUGCCGUGCAGAAAAAUACCUACCAUACUGGUAUGCCGCCGCUCAAUCGCGGAUUGGACGGUGCUGUUGCGAGACCGAGAAUUUGACAACAAUCAAGAAUGUUUGCCACAGAUCGAAUGAGGGCUGAUCUCCGAGACAUAUCACGAGGAUAAACACCACACGUCCGUCACGAUAACACAUUAAAUCACUCGCAUGAAAGUCUGCAGAGCUUUUUCCACUUAGAAGGCAAUGGCUUGCUUCACCCCUCGGCCUCACCCUGUCUAACCCCCACUACACGUCUCAAUUGUUCAAUUUGAUUCUGGCAGUUCGCGUCACCUUGGACCCCUCAUCUUUCUCAACCUUAUCAUACACAGGGCGACGGGAUGGCAGAAAAUCGCUCUUCUCUAGAGACAAGCCCGAGCACCCAAAUCCGGUGCCAGGUAUUACUCUGGAGAGUUUUCCUCUAAGCCCUUCGAUCCCUUGAUCGUUGCAGGCGGCACCGCUGGACUUGCUCUCGCAGCGCGUCUAUUCGGGAACCUAAGCACCUGUUUGGAUGUUCUCGAAGCCGGGAGGAUACGGCUCGGGUCUUCUUGGAAGAUCAAUU
This is a messenger RNA of Tuber aestivum (summer truffle), 2224 nucleotides long. Lineage: Eukaryota; Fungi; Ascomycota; Pezizomycetes; Pezizales; Tuberaceae. The record is from the annotation of a GenBank genome assembly.